CGGUGAAACUAUUUCGUAUGCAGGUUGUGCUGAAAAAAUAAGUUUUUCGAAUAAUCUAUAGAACUGCAUAAUGCGAAUAUUAAUAAAAAUUGCAAUUCUGAUUGCAAUUUCAUUGUGUCUGGUCCAUCAUGUACAAAGUCAAGGCAAAAGUCGAGGAUCUCAAACACUUUCGGAAAAAGUUCAGCAGCUGCUGGAGAUGAACGCAAAACGACCGGUAAUGCGGUUUAACGGAAAUCGCUUCAGAGAUUUUGUAAAAUCGGUUCCCCGAAACUACUCGGUCGUCAUCAUGUUCACGGCGAUGGCACCGGCCCGGCAAUGCGUUAUAUGCCGACAUGCUCAUGAUGAAUAUACGAUAGUUGCCAAUUCGUACCGUUACUCGCAAACCUACUCCAAUAAACUUUUCUUUGCCAUGGUUGAUUUCGAUGAAGGCUCGGACGUUUUUCAAAUGCUUCGUCUAAACACUGCUCCGGUGUUUAUUCAUUUUCCGGCUAAGGGUAAGCCAAAACCAGCGGACACGAUGGACAUCCAACGAGUGGGCGUCUCUGCAGAAGUCAUUGGCAAGUGGAUUCAGGAGCGUACCGAUAUUCAAAUUAGAAUCUUCCGACCACCGAACUAUUCAGCCACUGUGGCUAUUCUGAUGUUAACAGCCUUUGUCGGUAGCUUUCUGUACCUGCGACGAAAUAAUCUAGACUUUCUAUACAAUAAGCAGAUGUGGGGAUUUCUGGCGGUUAUAUUUUGCCUUGCGAUGGUAUCCGGCCAGAUGUGGAACCACAUCAGAAGCCCACCGUUUGUCCACAAAAGCCAAAAUGGAGGAAUAGCGUACAUUCAUGGGUCUUCUCAAGGGCAACUGGUGAUCGAAACGUACAUCGUAAUGUUCUUGAAUGCGAUGAUCGUUGUCGGUAUGGUGCUGCUAACCGAAGCGGGCUGGCAAACCGAUGCAAGGAAAGGCAAAAUUACAGCAAUUGUCGGGUUGGUGUUGGUGGCUGUGUUUUUCUCGUUUAUUCUGUCGAUCUUCCGAUCGAAGGCUCAAGGUUAUCCCUACAGCUUCUUAUUCAAAUAAUAGUGGAAAUCACGUUAAUAAUGUGAUUUCAGUUUACUAGAACCCAAUCACAUGCGGGAUUACACAUACUGUAAGUUGAAUUCUCCUACCACGCGAGUUUUUGGGUUCAAACUAGGAUGAAUGAAAGCUGUUGUACCGUAGUUUAAAAAUUAAAAUCACAUUGAUUUUCUAGUGAGAACUAAUUGUUUAGUGCAAAAAAUAAUUUCGUCAUUAAUAACGUAAUCGCACGUUUGGAGAAACAUUGUUUGCUAGCGUUUAUUACGUGACAAUGAUUUAGUGAUUUGUUCUGGUAAUUGAAAAAAGUGGAAUAUAAUAAGAUCGCGAAGCAGCAAGCUGA
Molecule: messenger RNA, 1397 nt
Organism: Sabethes cyaneus
Lineage: Eukaryota; Metazoa; Arthropoda; Insecta; Diptera; Culicidae
Gene: Ostgamma
Product: tumor suppressor candidate 3
Exons: 4
Coding region: 71-1060 (329 amino acids)
Cellular component (GO): oligosaccharyltransferase complex
Source: RefSeq, a predicted model, not a curated record